This is a messenger RNA of Lachancea mirantina, 1113 nucleotides long. NCBI's taxonomy places the organism in Eukaryota, Fungi, Ascomycota, Saccharomycetes, Saccharomycetales, Saccharomycetaceae. The record is from the annotation of a GenBank genome assembly.
AUGGCUAGAUCAAAAGUAUUUUUCGACAUUUCCAUUGGUGGCGCUCCCAAGGGUCGUGUAGUCUUCGAACUUUACAACGAUGCUGUCCCUAAGACCACAGAGAACUUUUUAAAACUAUGCGAAGGCAAUUGCGGUAUGAGUAAAACUAAGCCAGACAUUCCUCUCUGUUACAAGGGCUCAAUCUUUCACAGAGUGAUCAAAAAUUUCAUGUGCCAAUUUGGGGAUUUCACGAACUUUAAUGGCACAGGAGGAGAGUCCAUCUACGGUGAAAAAUUCGAGGAUGAAAAUCUUACGCUAAAGCAUGACAAACCGUUUCUACUUUCUAUGGCGAAUGCCGGGCCCAACACAAAUGGUUCACAGGCAUUCAUUACAUGCGCGCCCACACCACACCUAGACGGAAAGCACGUAGUGUUUGGCGAAGUGAUACAGGGCAAGCGGCUCGUGCGCGCGAUCGAGGCUCAACCUACAGACUCUGGGGACAAGCCGGAAAGUGAGGUGAAGAUUGAAGAUUGUGGUGUCCUGCCGGACGACUACGAGGUGCCAGCUGACGCCGAAAAGACUCCCACCGACGAGUUCGGGGACAACUACGAGGAUCUGCUGGCCGAGGAUGCCAAGGUCAACCUAGACGACUUCUCAACGGUACUAGCUGCUAUUGAGAAUGUCAAAGCCAUCGGAACUAAGCUGUUCAAGGAGCAAAACUACGCUGCAGCGCUCUCCAAAUAUCAAAAAUCUGCAAAUUUGAUGAAGCAGUACCAACCAGAGCAUCUUCCAGACGAUGAAAUCUCCCAACUGGACCAACUUAAGGUUUCUGUCUUUCUGAACGUGGCCCUGUGCGGUCUUAAGACCAAGGAAUACGCUACGACCUUAACUUCCUGUACGGAAGUUCUACAUUCCGACAAUGCAGACGACAAAUCGAAGGCCAAAGCUCUCUACCGUCGUGGCUUGGCAUACUACUCCAUGAAAGAUCCAGAAAUGGCGCUGACUGACCUUGAAUUCGCUACUACUUAUCAGCAGAAUGACGCUGCCAUUUUGAAAGCCAUCGCCGACGCUAGAAAACUCAAGAAAGAACAGGUCGCGAAACAAAAAAAAUCCCUAUCCAAAAUGUUCUCAUAA